Molecule: messenger RNA, 2689 nt
Organism: Liolophura sinensis
Lineage: Eukaryota; Metazoa; Mollusca; Polyplacophora; Chitonida; Chitonidae
Product: poly [ADP-ribose] polymerase tankyrase-1-like
Exons: 24
Coding region: 312-2486 (724 amino acids)
Molecular function (GO): protein binding
Source: RefSeq, a predicted model, not a curated record
GUUGGAGUUGCUGGUCGUGUCUGGUUAGACAACCUUUCUCCAAACUUCUACAGCAUAAACGUGGCUAAGUCUGGGAGUAUAACACCUGUCCAGUGAGACAUUGUUAGGGUAACUGUCAACACACAGCAGAUCAAAGGGAAUAGCUUAACCAGAAGUCCACAAACCACUUAACACUGAUGGCACAUUCCUCCCAGAUCAGCAACACUGGUUUUACUAUGACUUACCACUUGUCAGGUUAAGGUAAACAACUGACUGAAUCUCCCAGGGUUAUUUGCAAUGAUGUGGCACAGAUGUAAACAAAUACUUUAACCAUGGACACUAUGAGCUGGGUGGAAACUGCCAAAAAGCUGUCAGAAGCGAUUAAGUCUCGUGAUUUUGGCUGUGUUCGGCAUCUUCUGGACCACAUCAGUGAUUAUGACCACAUUCAGCACAUUGAAGCUUGCUUUGAGGGGACUGACCCUGUAAACCUUGCUAUUGACCACAAAGAUGAGACGAUAGCCUGCUACUUGGUGGAGAAAUGCUUCUGUACAGACAACAUCUACCAGUGGCCAGAAUCCAAGGCUAACAUUUGGAGCAGUCAUGAUGACGGGAGUGGGAAGUGUCCAUGGGAGUACGAUGCCUCAGAUAAUGCCGCAGACAAACAUCUGGUCAAGGUCAAAUUACUGAUUGACUCUAUCCGCAGCGGCAGGCGGCGACCAGGGGAAUCUCUCGUGAGCCCCACACCUGUGAUUAGAGUGAAAGAACGGGCAAGGAACAGCAGCAAGGGAAAGCCAAUGACAGUAUUGUACAGCACAGAAUGGUCUGAGGCUGACCAGGCCAGAGAUAUUGUCACUAAACUGGGUUCAAACAUAGCAACAAAGAACAACAACACAUUACUGCAUGGAUGUGCUGACAAAUCAAGUUCCCAUGUAUAUGUCUAUGCAAAUAACGGAGUUCCUGUCAAUGUGCAAAACAAGGAUGGGGACACGGCCUUACAUAUAGCAGUGAGGAAGGGCUGCCAUCUAGUGGCCGAGAGCCUUCUGCAGUGUGGUGCAGAUCUGUCUGUCAGAAACAAGCUUGGCCAAACGCCCCUUGAUGAAGCAGACGGACAUAUGAAGGCUCUUCUAGAAAUGUUUGAGCCAGGUCUGGUGACAGCGGUGUGUAAAGGAAACACUCGCAUGGUGACCAAACUAAUGAUCAGACUAUGGUGUAGUGUCAACUGUAUUGUCAAGGAGAACAAAACCAUCAUUGAACUGGCUGAAUCUAGAAGAAAUAAUCCUCCAGCUGUGUCAGAUUGCUUGAGAAUAUUGCAGGAGAACAGCAAAACAAGUGAGCUGAUCCAUGGUGUCUUGAGUGAGGAUCUUCUUACUACAAAGAAAAUUCUGAUGACGCAGAAAGGUUGGAGCAUCAAUUCUAGGUUUGGGGGUCCCUACGGGAAGACCUUACUGUCCUGUGCGAUAGACAGGAACAAUUUGCAACUGGUACAGUUACUGCUGAAACAUGGGGCUAAGGUGGGACAGAUGAGGGUGCAAGAAGCUCCUGGGUCUAGCAGAACUGAGCCCCUGUUCCAAAGAUGUAUCCGGCGACAAUGUCCAAUUAACAUUGCCAGAUUGAUGUUCUCUGCUCUCAGUCCUGAAGAACGAGAUGAGAAAGACAUGGACGGUAAUACCCCAAUACUACGUGCUGUCCAGGAAGGAAUGUCUCCCAACUGGAUACAGUGGAUUUUGAGAGAGAAUUAUGGGUACAAUGUGACAGAUAGGAACAUGGAUGGAUUGACACCACGAGAAUUAGCGGCUUGUUUAGGCCAUGAGGACAUUGUACAAGCUAUUGACAAGUUCAUUGUACACCAAUUGGGGAAACUGUUGCUGUUUCAUUUACCAGUGACAUUUUAUGGCGAAGGUAACACAAAUGUCACAGACACAGAGACAGGACAACCUUUAUUGGACCUGGCCAGAGUCAACAAAAAUACAGAUGCAGACUUCAAGGUUUUAAAGCGAUAUAAAAACAUUGAGGCCAGAGGAUUAGCCCUGUUUCAAGCAGCAGCAGCUGGCAACAUGGAGGAUGUGAAAAAUUUGAAUGAUGCAGACUAUAAGGACAAGAAUGGUUACACAGCUUUGACCAGAGCCAUGGUUUUCAACCAAGUGGAAGUGGGCAGACAGUUGUGUAUAGACAGACCAGUGCUGAGAACUAUUCCUGACAAUUGUAACCGUUACCCAUUGCAUUAUGCUUAUGCACUACCAGAGGACCAAGGACAGCCAUUUGUGCGACUUUUGUUGGAGAAAAACCCAGAUGACCUUGAACGACGACAAGACAAGGAUGGAAGGAUUCCUGCAGAAUACAGGAACAUUCGGGAUUCCGAAGAAAUAACCCAGAUGUUGUUUGAUGCAAGGACACUGAAUGCUUACAGAGAGAGGGUGCCACUGGACAGCAAACAAGUUGGUGAUGUUGCCAAGACCACAGAAGACGCAAAAUCUCUACUUCGACUCACCAAAGACAAUACUAUUUGAAGUGAUACUUUUAUAAUGAUGGACAGAUCAUUAUAUACACAAUAACCCAUCUGAUCAGACUUGAAAUAAUCCAUUAAUUUUAAUAAACUGUGUGAAUGAAGGUGAAUGUUUUUACAUUGAUGUCUGAAAAUUCUAUAUUUCACCUUGUUCUCUAUUGAUUAUUGAUUAUGCCUGAACGUAUAAUGGCAGCUGACUGAAAAUGA